Auanema sp. JU1783 is the source of this 1644-nucleotide messenger RNA. The record is from the annotation of a GenBank genome assembly. Lineage: Eukaryota; Metazoa; Nematoda; Chromadorea; Rhabditida; Rhabditidae.
AUGUUCAAAAAGUCUUUCGCAGUGAAGAAAACACUAAGCUUAAAGAACUCAGAGAGGAGAAAGUUCUUCGCACGAUUACCCGAACGCAUAAGUUCUACAUUAGACUCUAAAUCUAGUAUCACCUAUGUUAAAAUAGUCACAACUACGGACUCUGUGCUCUACAUCUACAGCUUUGAUCGCUUACCCAAGUUCUUCCAUUUAGAGGGAGAUGUUGUACUGUUCCCCACACUCCAUUAUGUAUGGGAUAAUCCUAGAGCUUAUGCUAAUAUUCUGAUAUAUGCUCAAACUUUAUAUCACCUGGAUAAUGGAGCUGACCUUAUGGCUCCAGGUGUACUCACGACUAUUGGACCUCUCGCUACUUUCAAUAAAGGCGACCCCGUUGCCAUAUCUGUUUUUGAAGAUGGAAAUGUAAAGGGUCCACUUUACGUUGGACUAGCUAUUUUAUCUUCCGAUGAGAUUUACGGUGGUAUGAACGGAAAAGCAAUCAGACCUCUUCAUUGCUUCCAAGAUCAUCUAUGGGAGCAUGGUGGCGUAGUUAAACAACCACCAAUAGUCACUCUAGCAGAUUUUACUAAAUUGGCAGAAGAAACACCUGAUGUUGAAGUGUCUGUAGAAGGGUUAAGUUUAGAAGAAGGUCAGAAUACUGUGUUAAGCUUCUCUCAUCAUGUUCUAUUAGACAAACCAGUGGAUAUCUCAGAAUUACGUGAAGAAAUGGAGACUACGUUGCUCCGUUGUUUCCUUGCUGGUAUUAAACAUCGCUUAAAAAAAGAUAAACUCCCGAUCGACGUUGGACAGUUUUAUGCUGAGUGUGUACUUUCCUGCCUACCUGAAGAUAAGAAUAUUGAUAUCAAAAAGACAAAAUAUAAAAAGUUCGGAACUUUUAUAGAGGAGAUCAACAAAGAUGAGAACGGGAUUUUAGUUAAAGUUGAGAAAAAAAAUAAAGGGGAAGGUUCCAUAUCGGAAAUCAAUUGGGCUCAUCCACUCAUAAAAAAGUUUGAAGCUGUUGAUGAAAUUAUAGAGGAUGAGAAGGAUGGUAGUGCAACAGGCCCACCAGCGAUAUGUGACUAUUAUGCUGUCACUGCACCGGUAUUGCCACUACUCAAAGAAGUUUGUAAGGUAACGAAAGGUCAGCUUUUGGAUGCUACUACAGUGAGGAGCCUUGUCACAGCUUACGUUAAGAAAGAGGAACUGAACUUGGAAAAAACGGUAAAGCUAGAUCCAUUAUUAGCUGAUAUCACAGGCAAGAACUCAAAUGAGAUCGAAUGGAAUGCUUUAUUCCAAAUUGUUGUGUCAAAAAUGACGAAAACGUUCGUCAUUCGCUAUCCAUCCGGCAAGGAAGUUGUCCGAAAAACUGGUCAACCUCACAUUGAUUUCAAGGUAGAGACCAGAGCAGGAAAUAGAAAAGUAACUAUUAUCAAUAACAUUGCGGUGUUUGGUAUAGAUCCCAAGACGUUCUGUCAUGAGAUUCAAAUUGGUAUAGCUUCUCGAGCUACAAUAACCAAUACCGCGGUGCUAUGUGAAGGACCACAAGUCAGUGUCCAGGGAAAUCAAGUCGCUUUCGUUGGAAAUUUGCUACAAACUAAAUAUGGCAUUGACAAAAAAUUCAUAAAAGGGUUGGAGCUUGCACCGAAAAACAAGAAAUAA